AUGGACUACGAACCCAUGCUGCUUGACAACGAGGUCGGCGGUCCCUCUGUCAAGAUCUCCAACACCGAGGCCGACCGCGUCGUUUUCAACCUGUCCAACUGCCACCUCUCGUUCGCCAACUCGCUCCGUCGCGUCAUCCAAGCCGAAGUCCCCAUUGUCGCCAUUGAUCUCGUCGAGAUUGAGGCCAACACAUCCGUCCUCGCCGACGAGUUCAUCGCACACCGACUCGGCCUCAUCCCCCUGCACUCCAAGGAGGCCGCGAGCCUGCACUACUCGCGUGACUGUGACUGCGAGCAGUACUGCGACAACUGCAGCGUCAAGCUGACCCUGCACGCCCGCUGCACGUCGGACGAUAUCAUGAAGGUCUACGCCAGCGACCUCGUCGUCGACAGCUUCCGCCAGAACAACACGGUCGGCAACCCCGUCAUCACCGACCCCGAUGGCCUCGGCUCGCUCAUCGCCAAGCUGCGAAGGGGCCAGGAGCUCAAGGUGACGUGCAUCGCGAAAAAGGGCAUCGCCAAGGAGCACGCGAAAUGGAUGCCCACGUCUGCCGUCGGCUUCGAGUACGACCCCCACAACAAGCUGCACCACAUUGACCUGUGGUACGAGACGGACGCUGCGACAGAAUGGCCCAAGAGCAGAAACGCCGACCAGGAGGACCCGCCCCAAGAGGGCGAGCCGUUUGACUUUGACGCCAAGCCCGGCCGCUUCUACUUUGACGUCGAGACGGUCGGCAGUCUCGACCCGGACCAGAUCAUCCAGGAGGGCAUCAAGAUCAUGCAGGAGAAGCUGGCCCUCAUGCUGCACACGCUGACGGGCGAGGCCGAGGGCGGCGGCAUGGACGGCGGCGACUUUGACGGCCCGCGGAGCCCGGACAUGAACAUGGACGGGCAGGGCUGGAACGACCAGGGCUACACGACGCCCUACAACGGCGGCAACCAGACGGCGUGGGGCGGCGGCUCGGCGACGACGCCGUACAACAACGCGACGCCCUACGGCGCGUCGGGCCAGUCGGGCGGCUGGAACUGA
This is a messenger RNA of Verticillium dahliae VdLs.17, 1029 nucleotides long. RefSeq names its product DNA-directed RNA polymerase II subunit RPB3. The record is from RefSeq and is a predicted model, not a curated record. The coding region runs from base 1 to 1029 and encodes 342 amino acids. Gene Ontology annotation, biological process: DNA-templated transcription. Gene Ontology annotation, cellular component: RNA polymerase II, core complex. Gene Ontology annotation, molecular function: DNA-directed RNA polymerase activity; DNA binding; protein dimerization activity. NCBI's taxonomy places the organism in Eukaryota, Fungi, Ascomycota, Sordariomycetes, Glomerellales, Plectosphaerellaceae. The transcript is spliced from 3 exons.